AAACAGGUAACAGCGGACGGGAAUCCUGAUUGCCCACAGAGGUGCUAACCAGGCCCAGCAAGCCCUCCUUGUCUAUCCGCAGCAUAUUCACAUGUGCCUGAUGGGUCCGGCCCAUCACAAUGCGCACCGCUUUGGCUUUCCUAGCAGCGCUCCCGCAGAUCUGCACCCUUUGGCCCGAAUUCGAGACUCCCAAGGCUUCUACAUUUCACCUGCAUUGCAGAGAACCUCUCACACUCUUCUCACAUUGAGAUUAACGAGUAUCCCAUCUUCAAGGGUACAUCGAACGUCAUUGGCUCGAAUACGGCUGAAUAUCAUUGUAAUUGCGAGAGUCCCGAAGUCAUGGCUCAGUGUCAAUACCUCUGCAGUUCUAUCGUGCAGACGGAUGUUGACCAUCCCUUAGAUCGGCACCCCGCCCUCGAACUUCCCGACCACUUUGACAAUUGACUACGGAGUACGGAGUACUCUGUCACCGAUGACACUCUAACUGCAAUGGGAGAAAUGACCGUCAGAAUCCUGCGAGCAGCAGUGCGAACACCCCUGGUCGCCCCGACCCAAAGCCUCGGGUUCUGGGCCGCCACACUUUCUUCCCUGACACACAUAUGCAGUCUGGGGGGUGUGUUCGUCAAGUGGUCAUGAAUCACGAAAAAGAUGGUAUGCACAUAGCUUUCCCUCCUACCCCAGUGUUGUGAGGAGAACCGGGGCUGGGUAUUUGUCAAAGAAGUCUAAUGAUGUCUCGGGUCGCUUUGGACCUUGUGGGACGCAGCCUGGCAGGCAUAUCCUUUAUCCUUUGUAUCGUUUGCCCGGGAUAGCGCUGGUACCCGCGGCGUCGCGGCCGAUAUAAUAACCACUCACGCUUGCCACCCCUCCAACAACCUGUCGUCGUGUCCCGCACUGGCCUAACAAACACAUCCGUUCGUUUCUCGGCAUCCAUUCUCACAUUGCGGGACUUCGACGUUGCAAAACCAUUCUCCUAGUCUCGCGCCAGGCCUCGCUUCAUACAGAUCAUGUCAACCAUCACGAUAACCUCCGCUCCAAGAACGCGAAUAACCGGCUGCCCCGCGCAAGCGAUACCACCUCAGUCCUUAACCCAAUUUCAUCCCUUCCCAAGGCUGCCCGUAGAACUCCGCCUCAAGAUCUGGAACCUCAACCUCCCACCACCGCGGGUUGUGCCCAUCCGGUGCGGUGCCAAGUCUCUCUCCUUCGCCUCCCACGCCCAGUCACCAAGGCCCUCGUCGAGUGGGUGUACCUCGUACACAGCCGUACCCACCAACCUCCACGCCUGCCAUGAAUCCCGCCUUGAGGCCCUCAAGUCGUACCACCUCAGCUUCGGCAUGACGCGCAACCCGGGCCAAAUCUUCUUCGACAAGGCCCAUGAUGUCCUCUACUUUGGCGCCCGCGACGGCUACAUGGCCUCCGAGGCGCAAUUUCGCACAGUCAUGGCCCUCUGCGAUCCCGAAGACAUCUCACAAGUGCGCCGCCUUGCCAUCAACGACUCGCUCUUCUGGGUCGACACAAUGUACCAGUCCAUGAGCGCCGCCAACCUAACGGUGGAGGUCCUCAAGCAGAUCCGCGCGCGAAUGCCCAAGCUGGAAGAGCUCGUCUUCGUGCCGCGGGACGAAAACCCCGUCUACAACGACGAGGUUGAGCUAGUGCCUGCGAAUUCGAACGGCGUGCUCGAGCAGCAGAUGGCGAGGCAAAUGGAGGCGGCGAUGAAGGCCGUUUGCGACUUAUUUCCGGACUGGACACCGCCGCGGUGGUGUAUUAUGGCUCUCGGGUCGACGUAGCCCUCCCGGGAUCACUUCGAAUGAUGGGGCUUUUAACGGACCAGCGUAUUCAACCCCGGUUCUCUUCUGUAAGGCAAGGCGUCGAUAAAACGCCCGCCUUUUUCAUGGGCAGGGAGGUGGGUCUGCCACGAGCAUGAACUUCAAGACUUUGUAUUGGGCUGGUCAGACUGCAUUUCAAGAUACCCCUUUUGUCUUUUCUGCUGUUUAAGCGUCAUGGAACACUAGCAAUGUAUUGCGAAGAAAUUGUUUAAGCUUUGUAUUGAUAGGGAGCAUUUACGAGCCAUGUGGGUGAUAUUUUCCAACCAUGUAAAGCGGGAAUAAGGGAUGUUUUUCAGUUCUUUCAUCGCACAGAGACGACUGUGAUUGAUUUUUGCCUUCCUCGUCGCCAUUGAAGAAAAUGGCUGGGGAACCCAUAUUUGUGGUCUUAUUAGAGAUUGUCUUUUGAACGAGUUUUGCUGCUGAACAACUACACGCUCGAGGAAGUGGAAUGCAAGAGA
Molecule: messenger RNA, 2281 nt
Organism: Colletotrichum scovillei
Lineage: Eukaryota; Fungi; Ascomycota; Sordariomycetes; Glomerellales; Glomerellaceae
Exons: 2
Coding region: 1005-1784 (259 amino acids)
Source: RefSeq, a predicted model, not a curated record